CCCUUCCACUGUUGGCAGGCUUCUCUGCCCCCUGCUCCCCUCCUCCGAGACCCCCUGAGAUGAGCCUUCCCCAUCUUCUGACCUUCCUUUGCCUCCUGGUGGCCCUGGUCAGCGGGAACCUGGUCCAGUUCGGGGUGAUGAUCGAGAGGAUGACAGGGAAGUCGGCCCUGCAGUACAAUGAUUACGGCUGCUACUGUGGCAUUGGUGGGUCCCACUGGCCGGUGGACCAGACAGACUGGUGCUGUCACGCCCAUGACUGCUGCUACGGGCGGCUGGAGAAGCUGGGCUGUGAACCCAAACUGGAAAAGUACCUUUUCUCCGCCAGCCAGCAGGACAUCGUCUGUGCCGGCAAGACCACCUGCCAGCGGCUGACCUGCCAGUGCGACAGGAGGGCUGCGCUCUGCUUUCGCCAGUACCUGAGCACCUACGACCGCAAAUACGCCCACUACCCCAACAAGCUGUGCACCGGGCCCACCCCGCCCUGCUAG
Molecule: messenger RNA, 488 nt
Organism: Sciurus carolinensis (gray squirrel)
Lineage: Eukaryota; Metazoa; Chordata; Mammalia; Rodentia; Sciuridae
Gene: Pla2g2e
Product: phospholipase A2 group IIE
Exons: 4
Coding region: 60-488 (142 amino acids)
Biological process (GO): negative regulation of T cell proliferation; lipid catabolic process; arachidonate secretion
Molecular function (GO): phospholipid binding; calcium ion binding
Source: RefSeq, a predicted model, not a curated record